This is a messenger RNA of Jaculus jaculus (lesser Egyptian jerboa), 2439 nucleotides long. It is a transcript of the gene Frmd8, whose product is annotated as FERM domain containing 8. The record is from RefSeq and is a predicted model, not a curated record. NCBI's taxonomy places the organism in Eukaryota, Metazoa, Chordata, Mammalia, Rodentia, Dipodidae. The coding region runs from base 116 to 1513 and encodes 465 amino acids. Gene Ontology annotation, biological process: negative regulation of canonical Wnt signaling pathway. The transcript has 11 exons. Gene Ontology annotation, cellular component: plasma membrane; cytoskeleton.
GCUUCCGCGGCUUCCGCGGCGCAGUCUUAGAGGCCAGAGCCCUGGCCGGACCCGAGGACCUGUAGCGGGGCGGGAGCCGGAGGUCAGGGUCGGGGCUGCUCUGCGGUCCUGCGAGAUGGAUAGGGCAGAAGGCAAUGCGGGGCAGCCUGGCCCGGCCGAGCGGUCCCACCGUAGCAGCGUGUCUUCCGUGGGAGCCCGAGCAGCUGAUGUGCUGGUCUACCUGGCCGAUGACACAGUGGUGCCCCUGGCUGUGGAGAAUCUACCCAUACUCAGUGCCCAUGAGCUACACCGUGCAGUCCGCGAGGUCCUGCAGCUCCCAGACAUCGCCUUGGAGGUCUUUGCACUCUGGCUCAUCUCCCCUCUCCUGGAGGUGCAGCUGAAGCCUAAGCAUCAGCCCUACAAGCUGGGCCGCCAGUGGCCGGAACUGCUGCUGCGAUUCACUGAUGCCCCGGAUGACGACGUGGCCAUGGAUGAGCCUUCCUUGCAGUUCCGAAGGAACGUGUUUUUUCCAAAGCGCAGGGAGCUCCAGCUCCACGAUGAGGAGGUCUUGCGGCUGCUCUACGAGGAAGCCAAGAGCAAUGUUCUCACUGCUCGCUAUCCUUGUGACUUGGAGGACUGUGAAGUGCUGGGUGCCCUAGUAUGCCGUGUCCAGCUUGGGCCCUACCAGCCUGGCCAGCCUACAGCCUGUACCCUGAGAGAGAAGCUGGACUCCUUCCUCCCUGCCCACCUCUGCAAGCGGGGCCAUGGUCUCUUUGCUGCCCUCCGGGGCCGGGGAGCUAAGGCUGGACUGGGUGAGCAGGGCCUGUUGACUGCCUACAGCCAGGUGAAGGAAGCAGCUGGCAGCGAAAGUGAGCCUGAGGCCACCCUGCGUUCCCACUACCGCGCCUACCUCCUCAAGUGCCAUGAACUGCCCUUCUAUGGGUGCGCCUUCUUCCAUGGAGAGAUCGACAAGCCAGCCCAGGGCUUUUUGCACCGGGGUGGGCGCAAGCCAGUGAUCGUGGCCAUCAGUCUGGAGGGUGUGCAUGUCAUCGACAGCAGGGAGAAGCAUGUCCUGCUAGGCUUGCGCUUCCAGGAGCUGUCGUGGGACCACACUUGCCCCGAGGAGGAGGAGCCUGUCCUGUGGCUGGAGUUCGAUGGGGAUAGUGAAGGCACUCCUGUCAACAAGCUGCUCAGGAUCUACUCCAAGCAGGCUGAGCUGAUGAGUAGCCUCAUAGAGUAUUGCAUCGAGCUGAACCAGGCUGCUGAGCCCACUGCCCCCCAGGACAGCACGUCUGGCCCCCACUCAGCCCCCUCCUCCUCCCCACCUCCCGCUCAGCGGCCCAAGCUGCGGAGGCAGAGCAGCGUGGUGUGCAGCCGGAUCCAGCACCUCUCCACCAUUGACUACGUGGAAGACGGCAAAGGAAUCAAACGGGUAAAACCAAAGCGCACCACAUCCUUCUUCAGCCGGCAACUCUCCACAGGCCAGGGCAGUUACACGGUAGUGCAGCCUACCGACAGCCUGGAGCAGGGCUGAGGGCAGAGACGCAGAGCAGCGGGAGGACAUGCGGUGCCCCAGCCCUGGCCAGGCACCGUCCUCCCAGACAAGGCCAGGCCGCAUUGUCUCAAAGGCUGAGAACCUGGGAGCAGGGCCAUGCAGGAUCUUCAGGUGUUCCAGACCAGGGGGAGGUGACAUCUAUGCCUACUACUGUGCCUGGACUGAGCCUGCAGCCCCUCUUGCAACCUGUCCUUCCUUCCUGGACUCCGCCUAGCUGCUGAGGCUCUAGCCGUAACUCCCGCCCACAGAUGCACCUUUCUUCCUGUCUCAAAGUGGUCCAUGUCGUUGGCUCUGAAGGGACGUUGAAGACGACUGGCAGCUCCGAUGGCAGGUGGCCAAGGAUCAGAGCUUGGGACCUGCAAGUGCCAUAACAGCUUUGGUCUUUUCCAGACUUUGGUGACCACAUCUUGCAUUCCUUCCAUUGGCAUUCCUCCCACAUUGCCAACAGGCUGAUCGUCCUUUGCAGGCUGUGCUGGUGUUGGUGUUGCAGAUUUUGAUAGCAGUGGAUUCUUUUUUUUUUUUUUUGGUUCUGGGUGUGCUUAGCUUAGGGUUAGGGAGAGCUAGACAGUCAGUAGUCACUAGAACUCCCCAAGGCAAUGGCUCCCAAGUUUGUAGUCUUGUGAAGCAACAAAGAAUUAACAGGAGCAGACACAGCAGAAGAGCAAAUUAAGGGCUGAGGAGAUAGCUCAGUGGUUAAAGCACUUUGAUGAGAAGCCUGUUGGUCUGGGUUCAGUUCCUCAGCACCAAGUAAAGCUGGAAGCAAAAAGUAGUUUGUGCCUGCCAUUUGCAGUGGCAAGAGUCCCUGGCAUGCCUCACAUGUGCAUGCACACACGUAACUGAACAAAAAUGUUAAUAAGAGAAGGGUAGGUUAAGCCAGGCAUGGUGGCACUUGCCUUUAAUCCCAG